AUGGCUGCCAGGCCUGAGCAGCCAUCUUGGCCCCUCAGCACUGGCCCUGGGGGUCAGCCUCAGCAGGAAGAGGCAGAGGAGCAGGAGGAAGAGGGAGAGGCCCCGAGGCGGCAGGGGCUGCGGCGGCUGCCCACCCUCAGCCGGGGCACGGUGGCCCUCUGCCUCCUCUACUACCUGCGCCUCCACAAAGCCCGGAGCUCGGCCUUCUGGGAGAUUGUGCGGGUCAAGGCCUUCAGCCCCUGGGAGUGGGUGGAGAACUUCCGCGUCUCCCCCACCACCUUCGACUACCUCUGCUCCCAGCUGCGCCACGCCAUCCAGCGGCGGGACACCAACAUGCGGCGGGCCAUCCCGGCCGACGUGCGCCUGGCCAUGACCCUCUGGCGCCUGGGGGCCUGCACCGAGUACCGGGCGGUGGAGCAGCUCUUCGGCGUCUCGCGCUCCACCGUCUGCAAGAUCCUGCGGGACGUUUGCGAAGCCGUGGUGGCCAUCCUGACACCAGCCUACGUCCGCCCGCCAGACCCUGCAGAAGUGGCGGCCGGCAACGGCUUCCCCUUGCCCCAGCUGGCUGGGGUGCUGGGCUCCCUCCACGUCCCCAUCCGAGCGCCCAACGAGAACGCCCCGGGCUACUACAACCGCCACGGCUGGCAUUCCUUGGUGGUCCAGGCGGCUGUGGACUCCCGCGGCUGCUUCUGGGAUAUCAACGUGGGGUGCCCAGGAAGGGUGACCGACUCUCAGGUGUUGUGCACGUCGGAGCUUUACCAGCGAGCUCAAGAAGGCGAACUCUUCCCAGGCGGAUCGAAAGACGUCCGGGGGGUGCAGGUGCCCGUUUUCUUGCUGGGCAGCUGCUCUUACCCCUUCCUGCCUUGGCUCAUGAGGCCUUAUCGGGAUGAGGCCCUGACUCCCGCCCAGCAGCGGUUCAAUGAAUACGCUGCCGCCGCACGGACGGUGGUGGGGGUGGCCUUUGGGCGCCUGCGAGGGCGCUGGCGAUGCCUCACCAAACGCAAUGACACAGACGUUUCCUUCCUGCCCACCCUCAUCGCCGCCUGCUGCACCCUCCACAACGUCUGUGAGGCACGCGGGGACGUUUUCCAGUCGUGCUGGAUGGAGGAGGAGCAGCAGCAGCAGCGGGAGGAACACCCAUUCGAGGAGGAUGAGGAGGAAGACGUUGAAGCCGUGGAGAUUCGGGACGCCCUGGCCUCUGCCCUGAGGGGUUGA
Pogona vitticeps (central bearded dragon) is the source of this 1215-nucleotide messenger RNA. The record is from RefSeq and is a predicted model, not a curated record. NCBI's taxonomy places the organism in Eukaryota, Metazoa, Chordata, Lepidosauria, Squamata, Agamidae.